Molecule: messenger RNA, 789 nt
Organism: Lasiodiplodia theobromae
Lineage: Eukaryota; Fungi; Ascomycota; Dothideomycetes; Botryosphaeriales; Botryosphaeriaceae
Product: Zinc finger ZZ-type protein
Exons: 3
Coding region: 1-789 (262 amino acids)
Source: RefSeq, a predicted model, not a curated record
AUGACGGACUUCGCAGGAGUCAUCAUCGGCGUGCCUGGAUUGAUUAACGAUAUACUUGACCUUCGCGACCGCUGGGAGAUGGUCAUAGACCACGAACUAGAGUCGAGGAAAGCGCUGAUCAUCCUUCGCCGCAGCUUGCUUCGCCUUCAAACUUGGAUCGCAUAUUCCGGUUUCAACGGAGAACAUUUGGAAAAGAAGCACCAUCCUCGCUUUAAGGACCCAGGCUAUCUCGAAAAUGCCAAGAGCUACUUCAGUAUUAUCAAAGACAUUUGCAAAUGGCUCAGAGAAAAGUUCAGGAAGGUCAGGCCUGAUAUGGCCGAGCAAGGCCAAACAACUCUAAAGAUUCCAGCACUCGGCCAAAACUCGAAGCGACCACGCUCGCCCCUUCGAUCUCGAGUCAGUGAUUUCCAAGAGGGAAUCCGCUGGUCCGUCCAUGGCCAACGGUUCUCAGAGCAAGUGAAAGAGCUGAACGAGAUGGUCGACCAUCUGUACGAGGAUUUCCCGGAGUCUGUAAUGAACCCAGUCUCGCUCAUAUAUGGGACCAUUGGCGCAGGGGAUAAACACCUUGGCGCAGCAACGCAGGGAACGAAACCUGGAGAAUCAAAUGUCCCAGUCUAUGUGCAACUGGAACAGAUUGACGAAUGGUUGGACAUUCCGAACACAGCCAAAGAAUACAGCCGCCAUUGUGGCGAUCUCAGGCUGCCUCAGGUCACUUUGGGCGCAUUCUUUGGAUUCAUGGACGGCCCGGUUAUGGGAAAUCAAUCCUUUGCGCAAGGAUUGUGCAACUAA